Molecule: messenger RNA, 745 nt
Organism: Humulus lupulus (European hop)
Lineage: Eukaryota; Viridiplantae; Streptophyta; Magnoliopsida; Rosales; Cannabaceae
Exons: 2
Coding region: 401-739 (112 amino acids)
Source: RefSeq, a predicted model, not a curated record
CUAAGAGCGAAGGAAAAAAAUGGGAAGAGUGGUGUGGAGAAGUUGGUGAUUGUGAGAAGGUAUUGAUUAGGAGUAGGUUGAAAUUUGAAAAUUUGGUAUAUUUUUUAUUUUUUUAUGUAUGGUAUUGGCAUAAUGGGUUGUUUCGUUGUCAUAGGCAUAUGCUCCUGUGCUUGCAAAGAGACAUUGGUUUCUGGCAAUUUUGAAGUUUGAAAAGAAUCUUGUUGAAUUGUAUGAUAACCUCAAAAUUCCUUCGACACCAUUUGGUCUUGCUAUAAUUGAGAAUAUGGUAGGUGUUUACUAGUGUUUUAUUUGUGGUUUUUUAGCAUGAAUUUGAUGAGGGAGAUUGAUUUUGAAGGUAGAAAUUUGUUUGGAAUAAUUUCUUUUGUUUUGGUUGGAGUCAAUGGACAAUGCAUUUAGUAAGACGUUGAAGGAGGUGCGAGGGAGUGAUUUCUGUUUCCGGGGUUUUCAUAUUGAGCAACCUGUAUCUCACAGCAAAGAGUGCGUACAGUACGACUGCGGUGUGUAUGUGAUGAAGAUGCUUCUGCAAGAAUAUGUGCCUGAAGUUCUAAGUCGACGGACAGAUGAUAAAAUAGAUGAUUUGGAACUUGGGAAAUGUGUAAGGAGUGGACCAACUAAUGUGGCGACCGAGUGGGAUAGGCAACUUAUUGCAGGUAGAAUAUUGACUUCCGGCAUUAAUAGAGUAAGAGAUAAUCUAAUUGAAAAGGCAUCCAAAUGGUAGUGAAAG